UGUCAGCAGAUAUUCAAUUAUUUUCUUUAAAAGGAUAUUCAAACACAUACAUACAUUUACACGCAUACAUAAACAAACAUGUUGCGUGCAAUCAGAUCUAAACGAUGAUUACAUUAUUGGAAAUAACUUUAAUACUUUGAAGAGUUUAAAAACUUUAGUCUUGUUCGAUCUUCAUUCCUCGUCGUAUAAUAAAUUUCAUUAUACUAAUCUCUUCUCAAAACAAAAUGAAAUUUAUUAUUAGAUUAACGAUAUUUUUAAUUAUUGUUUUAUUACCAAAAAUUGCUAAAUCGUACGAACUUCUUUCUACCGGUGACGAAUACGUUCCUUUAAUCAUAACAGUUUGCAAAUAUUACAGAACAAAUUCUAUUAUUUUUUUAUAUGCCCAAGCAGUCAAAGGUAGGAAAUAGAAAAAAAGAUAUUUUUCAUUUUAGUUUUCAUUCGUACUGGUAAUUAUGACAAAGCAUUAUACAAAUUUAUUUUAUAAUAUAAUAAAUAAUUUUAAUGUGAAAAGUUUAUCACAUAAAAUUCGUAUUUCUAAUUUUUGGAUUUAGGCCAGUGGCACAAUUACCGGUACAUUGAAUUUUUUUCAUAAUUUUUUUUUAAAUUUGAUUAUUUUAAAAUUUUUUCUUUAGAAAUAGAAAUGACAACGAUGAUUUUYAAAUGGACUCGUGCACUUUCUCGAGAAGGUUUUACUACAACAAAUUUUUACUUUUCGGAUAUGCACAAAUCAACGUAUUACGUUAAACGAAUAGCAAGACCACAUUACAUCGCAAUUAUUUCUAAUUACAGUGAUAUUAAUGAAUUUUCAUUGGCAACUAGUACAUUUGACAUGUCAUAUGGGGCUUGGUUAGUUAUUUUUAUUUACAAUGGUUAUGGUUCAGAUUAUUGUCACAAUCCACCCGGUAAUAUAUUUCAUUUGAAAUACAAUACGGAAAUGUUGGUACGUUGUGGUAAAGAAAAUAUUUUAAGAGAAUGGUACUCGAUUAAUAGUAAUCGUACGGAGAUCAUUGAUAUAGCAAAAUGGAACUUGAAGGAUGGAAUUACCGAUAAAAUUUCUAAUUCUCAUUACGGAGAAAUUAAAAGUAAUUUACAAGGUUUGACCAUUAAAGCUGUCGUUGUUAAGGAUAAUAAAUUUGUAACUAUUAAUAAAGAUGGCCAAUUGGAUGGUGUAGUCGGUAAAAUAAUGAGAGAACUUUGUUCCUCUUUGAAUUUUACUUUUGACAUCGUCUCGGAAGUACCCAAUAAUGGAAUAUGGAAUCCAAAAUUUAACAAUUGUUCUGGUGCUAUCGAUGAAUUAUGUAGUAAACGUGCUGAUAUUGCAUUCUCCGAUUUUACCAUGACCAGUUUGAGAUUGAACGUCAUUGAUUUUACUAUUCCACUAUUAGUAUCCAAAAAUUGUCUUUUCAUAAAAAAACCAAAAAGAUUCUUUAUUAAAUGGUCAUCUUAUUUUUUAACAUUUUCUCUUACACUUUGGAUUGCUGUGUUUGGAAUAAUAAUUGUUACAACGAUCUUAUUGGUUUUUAUAAAAAAACAAAAUGGAACAGAUCGUUGCUUCGUAAAUUUAUUAUCGGAUAAUUUUCUCGAAAUUUGGGGAAUAAUUUGUCAACAAGGACUAGCCGAUUUUCCUGAUAAUUCAUCAUUAAGAAUAGUAUACUUUUCAUUAUUUAUUUUGGCUGUUGUCUUAUUGGCUGCUUAUUCUGCAGCUUUGAUCAGUUUUCUAACUUCUAAUAUGCAAAUUGUACCUUUUCGUACGUUAGAAGACUUUAUUGACGAUGGUACUUAUCAAUUAGCUGUUUAUUAUGCUUCUUCCGAUUAUGAACUAUUCGCAACCUCAAAAGAUCCGAUGAUACAGGAAUUAAAGAAGUUGAUGAUAGAUGAAAAUAAAUUGCCUGAAACAACGAUAGAAGCAUUUCGAAUGGUCUGUACUAAUAAAAAACUAGCAAUGUACACGUCAAUAGUAAGAAAGGAAGCAGUAAAUUCUCAAAUACCGUGCAGCGUUGUUGCGAUUCCAACUGGACGUAUAGAAAAUUUAGCUAUUGUUUUAUCCAAACAUAAUCCAUUCACCGAUAUUAUUAAUUUUAACUUGCAGAAAUUUAUCAACAAUGGAAUGAUGUAUCGUUUGAAAGAUAAGAUAUUUAAUAAGAAUUUCAAUUUUGUGUCUCAACCACAACCGGUUCGCAUAAACAGCAUUUUAUUACUCAUUAUGUUCAUCAUAAUCGGUGUCGUUUUGGGUGUUCUUAUUUUAAUCCUAGAAAAAUGUAUUUUUGCGUAUAACAGUAAGAAAUCGUUAAUGGUGGAUCAUCAUAUUUCAUUAAUCAAAUCGUCAGGAUUUUACUUACAAAAAAAAAAUAAUGUUCAAUUUUCUCGAUACUAUUUUAAUCGUAAAAUUGCACCAGUUCGAUAUUAACGAAUAUACUAAUGUUCAAUUUUUUGUUAUUUUAAUUAUAAUAUUUUGAUUGUAACUUUUUAAUUGAAUUUAAACACGCUCAGGUAAAUCUAAACUUUUGCAUAUUUUAAGCACAA
Messenger RNA from Polistes dominula (European paper wasp), 2523 nucleotides. Its product is annotated as putative glutamate receptor. NCBI's taxonomy places the organism in Eukaryota, Metazoa, Arthropoda, Insecta, Hymenoptera, Vespidae. The record is from RefSeq and is a predicted model, not a curated record. Gene Ontology annotation, cellular component: membrane. Gene Ontology annotation, molecular function: ligand-gated monoatomic ion channel activity.